Molecule: messenger RNA, 5021 nt
Organism: Zingiber officinale
Lineage: Eukaryota; Viridiplantae; Streptophyta; Magnoliopsida; Zingiberales; Zingiberaceae
Product: putative disease resistance protein RGA4
Exons: 2
Coding region: 140-3772 (1210 amino acids)
Biological process (GO): defense response to other organism
Molecular function (GO): ADP binding; protein binding
Source: RefSeq, a predicted model, not a curated record
AGAGGCACGCGAUACCUUCGCCAUUGCCGAAGUAAAGUAGCACCAAAGUAGUGUCGGCGGCGGCGUCUUCAUCGGUGGAAAAUGCAGCGAUCUCAGUUGCGGCGUCUCUCUUCAGCCGCUUUUCCUCGUUGUUCCUUCAAUGGCUGCUUCGCGUCCCGCAGUAUCGCUUCAUCAUUCUCUCUUCCCUCCCCCUGCCCUCCUCUCCACCAUCCACCGCUUGGCUUCCUAUCUCAGUAGUUGCCGAACCCCUCCGCCGUCCUCUGACCUUCACCGCAACCUCAGCGCCCUCCAUGCCUCCCUUCUCAGAACAGCAACGCUUGUGGACUACGUCACCCGCCUCCCUCCCUCCCUGACGGGAAAACUUGUAGAUGCCAUCUUCGCCGCCGACGACUUGGUCGACCAGCUGGAGUACGAGUCUCUGCAAAAGCAGGUUGAGGAAAUGGAGAAAGCCGAAGCAGAGAAGGACGGCGUCGGCGGGAAGAUAGUCGAUCUCAGUGUCUUCCGCGGAUUCCAGACCGGCGAGGACGACGACACCGCAAACCUAAAACUUGCUGCACCCUCGUCCUCGAUCAGUGGAAGCUUGCGGCGGCCCGCGCUGAAUCCAUCUGUGGAAACGGAGGCGAAAGGUGCGGAAUUGACGCUCGAAUCCAAUACGGAUCGUGGCCUGGAUGUUGAAUCGCGUGUUCCUGAUCCGUCCAUUUGUGGUUGCUUCUGUUCUUCCAAGACCAAGAAGCAAAGGGAAACUAGGUCUUCUAGGUUUCUCUCCUGCUGCUUCGGUUUCAACAAGGACUCUCGUUCCGCCGUCAAUGGUAAUCAUGCUGCAAAGAAGGAAGAUUCUAUCACAGUUGCUGCAAGAACCGAAAUUGGUGGCGAAAUUGGUAGUGGCACACAAAAGAAUGAUCUCUCAUCAUCCCAAGUAAGCAAUUCUGAGGGUCAAAAAAAUUCUUUGGAAGAAAUUAAUGUUGAUAGGAUUAUGAAAAUUGUGGAAUCGCUGGAUAUAGUUUCUGCUUAUCUCAGGGAGUCCACGGGAAUCUCAUUCUCAACUUGUGAUCUUGAAAGUCCACAUGAGAUCUUGCACAAAGAAAAAGCUGCCUCAAGUUUAAGUUUAGGAGAUUUGUUCUUCUACAAUGAUGAGAAAGAACAAUUGGUGAAAGAAUUGUUGAAAUUUAAUGAGGAUAAUGUCUGUAUCUUCCCCAUAUUGGGACCAAGGGGUGUUGGGAAAACUACUCUUGCUCACUUUGUGUAUCAAGAUGAGAGAAUAGAGGAGUACUUCCAUUCAAGGGUGUGGAUUUGUGCUUCUGAUGAUCUCAAUUCCAUGAGAAUUACAGGAGUGACUGCAGAUCCCCCUUCAAUUAGCACACCCCUUGCUGCUCGUGAGCUUGAGAAGUUGAAAUUCAUGGUCAGGAACCUGCAGGAUCAGUUGAAGGAAAAGAGAUUCUUGCUUGUGCUUGAUGAUGUUGAGAGCAUUGAGUGGGUCAUGCAAUUUGCCUCCUUGAAAGAUUGUGGAAAGGGCAGCAAAAUUAUCAUCACAGCUAGAGAGGAAGGUGUGAUAGAUGAAAGAGGGAAGGGGAACAAAAUUCUUCUCAAGGGUGUGAUAGAUGAAGGAAAUCACUUUCUUUCGUUCUUCAACUGGUGUGCUUUCAAUUGUGAAGAUCCACAAAACUAUUCAGAGCUACAGGUUAUCUCCAAGAGGAUAUCCACCUUGCUAAACGGUAAUCCACUCGCGGCAAAGGCAGUCGGAGGGGUUUUGCAAACCGAAUUUACGGAUGCACACUGGACCAGAAUUUUAAAUGAGUUGCUGGAAUUGAAAGAUGACCUUACUGACAUUAUGCCUGUUCUUAUGCUGUGUUACAAUCAUCUCCCUCCACACCUUAAGUGGUGCUUUGCAUAUUGUUCAGUAUUCUCCAAAGGUUAUCCAUUUGAUGCUCAAAACUUAAUUAACAUGUGGAUAUCACUAGGUUUCGUUGAACCAACAGAUUCAAAUAAGACAGUGGAGGAUGUCGGAAGAGAGUAUCUUGAUGGUUUACUAUCCAGGUCUUUUCUUGAACUCCCUAUCUACAAUAGAUCUUACUGGAGAUCUAGAUACUAUGCAAUGCACAACUUGAUGUAUGAUUUGUCAAAAUCUGUUGGAGUCAAAGAGUGUUUAGUGUAUGAAAAUGAAACCAUUUACCAGCUUUAUUUGGAUCGGUGGAAAUACUUCAGAUCCUUUAUUUGCAACUCAAAGCAUGUUAUCAAUUUUGGAGUGUUAUCGAGGAUCAGGGUCCUGGACUUGUCUUACAGUGGUAUGAAGCAGCUAUCAAAUUCUAUUGGUAAUUGCAUACACCUCAGAUACUUGAAUCUGGAUGGGAAUAACCUUUACAAGUUGCCUGAGUCAUUGUGCAAGCUUUAUCAUUUAAAAUUUCUUGCAGUUCCUGAGAAUUGCCACAGAUUACCGGAAAGGUUCAACAACCUAAUCAAUUUGCGGCAUCUAAAUGCUAGCGAAGAAGCAAUAGCUUGGAUAGCUAAUAAAGGAAGGCUAGCUAGACUUCAAGAGUUGAAGAAAUUCCAUGUUAGAUUAAAGAAAGGAUAUGAUAUAGGGCAAUUGAAGGACCUAAUAGAGCUUAAGGGAGAACUUUGUAUUCAGGAUCUCAAUGAUGUUGGAAGAAAGGAGGAAGUGAUCGAAGCCGACUUGAAUGGAAAAACUAGAAUUGAGAAGCUGCAACUGAAAUGGCGAACAUGGAGGAAGGAAGGACUCCGUGUUGAUGCACAGGAAGUACUUGAAUCCCUCAAGCCACCACCAUGUCUCAAACAUCUGGAAAUACAUAGUUUUGGAGGAAGCCAAUCUCCUGGUUGGCUAGAAGACCAAUCUCUCAUAUUCUUGCAAUCUAUCCAUCUCAAAAAUUGUAAUAAGUGGAAUCAACUCCCACCAUUUGGCCACUUGCCUCACCUUAAGGUUCUCAAAAUUGAAGGUAUGAACGUCAUAGUAGAUGGAGGCACAUGGAUGAUUGAUCCUUACCCAUCCUUGAGAGAGCUAUACUUGGAUAACACAUCGAUAAUGUUUGAGGAUAUUUCGUGGCAAGAACAACGCUGCAAGUGCUUUCUUAAACUUAAGAAAUUAGUUGCUGUGAAGUGCAAAAGAGUAGGAGGAUUACCUCCACUUGCAUUGCUUUCAUCACUGGAAGAGCUAGAGAUAAAAAAGUCACCUGAUCUUGAAAGCCAGCUCUCCGGGUGUUUGAAGCACCUAAAGUCACUUACAACAUUAAAGAUGUCAGCACCAAACCUCACUCACUUUCCAUGUCAGGUGUUGCAACACUUGAAGUACUUGGAAAUUGAUGGUUGUCAAAGUCUAGUAUCUUGGUUGAUCGACAACGAAGAGGAUGUUCAUCAUUCAUCUCUUGUAUCUCUCAGCAUUGUGAACUCACCCCUUCCAGCAGGACCAGUUUUAGUUAAAUUCCUAACCUCUAUUCGAGAGCUACGAAUUGAUCAGUGCAUCAAAAUCUCAUCCUUCAGCAAAGAGCAAAAGGAGUGGUUUGCAAGCCUGAUUUCACUCGAGAAAUUGUCCAUUUCUAACUGUGCUCAACUACGUGAGCUACCUCCAAAUCUGCAUCAACUCCUUUCACUCAAGCAGAUGAUCAUACAAGGCUGUCCAAAUUUAGACUCACUACCCAGCAAUCUGCCUGAGUCUCUCAAAGUAUUCGAAAUUUUGAAAUGCAAUUCAGUUCUAGUGUCCCAAUUGCUAGGCGAGGAAGCUCCUGAUUGGAUUAAACGUAUUCCCUUCCGAUAUAUUGCUUGAAGGCAUGAGAUAUGUUCAGCAGAAGAAAUGUAAUCUGAACUGCAAAACUUGUUUUUGGAGUGUGAUAGAGUUGUGACUGCAUGGAUUUUGGGAUGAAAGAGUUGUGACAAGGGAUUUGCAGCAUAGGAUCUACUUAUCUAUGGGUAAGCGGAUCAAACUUGCUGUUGUUUUGUGGAGUCAAAGAUUUUUUUUGCUUUUUUAUGUUUUCAGUUAUACGAAGGGGAGCCUUGACGUAAUGGUAAAGUUGUCAUCGUGUGACCAAAAGGUCAUGGGGUUGAAUCUUGAAAACAGUCUCUUGCAAAAAGUAAGGUAAAGUUGCAUACAAUGAAUCCUUUCCCGAGACUUGCAUGGCAAGAGUUUCAUGCACCGGAUUAUUAUUAUUAUUUUUUUUAUGUUUUCAGUUAUAUUUGGUCAAUUCAGUCAAUCGGUUUGAUGAAUAAUUCUAGCCACAAAAGGCCUUACAGAUAGGGUUUGAAUUGUUCUUGGUAACUUUAUCUACUAAUGUGAAGCAGUGUGUUAAACAAGCCAAGGAUGCUCAAGUCUGUGCUCACUUGUUGCAAGCUCUACAUAUCCGAAAGCCGAAGUGCUCUUGCCCUGAAAUCGAUUGAUCAAGCUUCCAAGGCACAUCCAAAAGCUUUGGUCCUCAACAAAGUCAAGGAUGAGGUUUACAGUCGAGUUGGAUAUACAAUUUUUUUGCAACUCGCCAUGGAUGCAGCUCCAAUAAGGAAUGCAGUGUUUGACAUGGUGAAAGCAGCCUUUGCAUCCAUCAAUCUGGAGUUGCACUCUGGAAGCCACCCUCAUCUUGGAGUUGUCGAUCACAUCUGCUUCCAUCCUUUGUGGCACAGGCUUCGCUGGACCAAGUUGCAGCGGUUGCAGAGUCAGUAGCAACUGACAUUGGCUACACGCUCAAAGUACCGAUCUAUCUCUAUGGAUCAGCUCAUGAUGGAGGUGUUGGUGUUAAGAAGGUGAAAGGGUGUCUCUUCUCCUUCAUCUUCCAACUCUUUCAUCUUUCUUUAUUAAUGGAGGUAGAGGAAGAGUCAUCUUCCUCUAUAAAAGAGCGUCCAAGGCAAUUGGUGCAAGAGAGAAAGAGGGGUGCAUGCAUCAGGAAAAGGUUGUUGCGUUGUGUACGUAGAUGAGAUCGAAGUAUAAUAGAAGUAUUGUCGGAAUUUUGCCGAGACUAUGUGUCUUGUAGAGAAGAACAUCCGAGCCUUGGGAUUUGGUUCGUGGAAUCAUGAAGAGCUUUUCCAUU